AUGGCGUCAGGCUACGACCGUGCUCUUUCCGGUAACCCCGACGGCCACGUCUUUCAGGUCGAAUAUGCUCUCGAAGCAGUCAAGCGAGGCACAUGCGCCGUGGGCGUAAAAGGCAAAGAUAUCGUGGUGCUGGGCUGCGAGAAGAGGUCAGCCAUGAAGCUGCAAGACACCAGAAUUACACCAUCAAAGAUCGGUCUUAUUGACUCUCACGUCUGCCUCGCCUUCGCCGGUCUCAACGCCGACGCUCGGAUAUUGAUCGACAAGGCGAGAGUCGAGGCGCAGUCACACCGAUUGACAGUCGAGGACCCUGUCACAAUCGAAUACAUCACGAAAUAUGUGGCCGGUGUCCAACAGCGAUUUACACAGAGUGGUGGUGUCAGACCCUUUGGUAUCAGUACUCUCAUCAUCGGCUUUGACAAGGGCGACAAGGAACCAAAGCUAUACCAGACCGAGCCCUCAGGCAUUUACUCCGCUUGGAAAGCAAACGCGAUUGGAAGAUCCAGCAAAACCGUCCGUGAAUUUCUCGAGCGAAACCACAAGGACGACAUGGACCGAGAAGCAACCAUCUCAUUGACCAUCAAGUCACUGCUCGAAGUGGUCCAGACGGGUGCAAAGAACAUUGAGAUAGCCAUCAUGGCACCUGGGAAAACCAUCGAGAUGCUUCCCUCGGAUCAGAUUGAACAGUACGUCAAGACGAUCGAGGCGGAAAAGCAGGAAGAGCAAGCAAAGAAGAAGCCGGGUGCCCGAGGCGCCGCGGCCUCUGCCACAUCCUCUCUUCCCACGAGGCCUGGGCCCGAAGGCGAAGGCGGAGCCGACGAGUGA
Cladophialophora yegresii CBS 114405 is the source of this 822-nucleotide messenger RNA. Its product is annotated as proteasome component PRE6. Gene Ontology annotation, cellular component: proteasome core complex; nucleus; proteasome core complex, alpha-subunit complex. Gene Ontology annotation, biological process: ubiquitin-dependent protein catabolic process. Lineage: Eukaryota; Fungi; Ascomycota; Eurotiomycetes; Chaetothyriales; Herpotrichiellaceae. The coding region runs from base 1 to 822 and encodes 273 amino acids. The record is from RefSeq and is a predicted model, not a curated record. The transcript has 3 exons.